This is a messenger RNA of Zerene cesonia (dogface butterfly), 7050 nucleotides long. RefSeq names its product polypyrimidine tract-binding protein 1 (gene heph). The record is from RefSeq and is a predicted model, not a curated record. The transcript has 16 exons. Gene Ontology annotation, biological process: mRNA processing; regulation of RNA splicing. Gene Ontology annotation, cellular component: nucleus. The coding region runs from base 757 to 2514 and encodes 585 amino acids. Gene Ontology annotation, molecular function: mRNA binding. Lineage: Eukaryota; Metazoa; Arthropoda; Insecta; Lepidoptera; Pieridae.
CUCGCGUUUAGUACACCGCUCAGCAGGAGUGUCGGACGCUCGGCUUCGUAGACGCCGAUUUUAGUAUUCUUCGUUUAUUUUCUUUUCUAUUCGUUUAAUUUGUCGCUCAGACCUAUUGCCUCUACUAACACAAAUUUCGUCCCUAUUGAGUGAGUUAGUGUUACAGUGUUUACCGGUGUUUUAUUUUGACAGUGUCACGUGCGGAAUCUGAUUAUUUACCGGCUCCAAAGUUUUCAACUGUUUGUAACACGACCUUCACUAAGCACAGGUAGAGCCGGUGAAUCGCCGACACACGCAACAGUUUUAUAGGCAUAAUAUAAAGAUUAUUCGUAAGAACUCUCGUGGGAACGGCAACUUGUUGCGUUUUGUUAUUUGACAACUAGCAAAGGGUUUUUGCUAGUACAAAGAAAGUUUGUGGAAGUUUAUUAUGAAUAGGAUCUUAGUGGGAAACUAAGUGGAGUAGUGAAGUGAAGUGUUGGUAACUUAUAAGCAAACCACGUUUGAAACUGCCGCGUGUUUCAGACGCAUGCGCAGUUGGUGUUCCCGAAUUUGUAAAUUAAAGUAUUAAAACUUUAUAAACAAAUCAAGUGCAGCACAGUGGAAGUGGAAACUCACAGUUGAUUACUAAUAAAAAGUGCACGAGUGUGUGAUAUUUGUUUGCUGUACCAUUUUUUUUGGAUUUGAAGCCGAACGUUCACCUGUGGGAUUUUUGUAUUUACCUGCGCGCGCACUCUUCUUUCUCAGGUUGGAGCAACUAUGAUGUCCUGUCCUCUUCCCCUGCCGCUGCUGCCGGCGCUCCAUCCUCAACCAGCCUUAGCAUCGGACUUCCCUGUUCACAUUGGAAUAAAGAGGGGCUCAGACGAGCUUCUUUCGCAGAGUGGCGUCACAGUCAUGGCGCCCGCGGCUCCACAUCACGCUGAUAACAACAAUCAGGACUCCGCUGCGAAAAAAGUAAAGCUGGAACAGAAUGUAGGCAAGCCGUCUCGGGUUAUACACAUACGGAACAUACCAAAUGAGACAACAGAAGCGGAGAUCAUACAAUUGGGCUUACCGUUCGGCAGAGUCACUAAUGUGCUCGUACUAAAAGGGAAAAAUCAGGCGUUCCUGGAGAUGGCAGAGGAGAUAUCAGCAGUGGCGAUGGUGGCAUACUUCGGCGGGUGCGUCGCUCAACUGAGGGGUCGCGCGGUCUAUGUACAGUUCUCUAAUCAUAAGGAACUCAAAACUGAUCAGACUCACAGUAAUGCUUCAGCAUCAGCCCAGGCGGCGUUGCAGGCGGCACAAGCAAUUUCCAACACGGCGGGUGCAGCGCUCGUUGCCGGCGCCGGCGCAGCGCUUGCACCAGCUAAUGGCGGCACAGAAAUACAGGGCGGGCCAAACACAGUAUUACGUGUGAUCAUAGAACACAUGCUGUAUCCAAUUGUUCUUGAUGUGCUGUACUCGAUCUUCCAGCGAUAUGGCAAAGUGCUCAAGAUCGUCACAUUCACCAAAAAUAACUCAUUUCAAGCUUUAAUCCAGUAUCCAGACACUGGAUCAGCUCAAAUGGCGAAAACGGCCCUCGACGGUCAGAACAUUUACAACGGAUGCUGCACCCUCCGCAUCGACUACUCGAAGAUGACUUGCCUGAACGUGAAGUACAACAACGACAAGUCGCGGGACUACACCAACCCCACGCUACCGUCCGGCGACGGUGACACCCAUCAGCUCUUGACCAGUGAGUUGAUGUCACUGCGUGCUCGCCUCCUGGCCCUCGCAUCCAGGAAGAGCGGCGGUGUUCUCGCGCCCCCGUUCCUAGGCCUGGGCUCGGGGCUCGCUUCCCCGUACGGCGUCGGCGUCGGCGGCGUAGGGCUGCCCGCGUUCGGCGCGCUCACGCUGACGCCCGCGUCGCCGGCCCUGCGCGCGCUCGCCGCGCCGCCGCUGCCGCUCGCCACCGUGCUGCUCGUGUCCAACCUAAAUGAGGAGAUGGUCACGCCUGACGCUCUCUUUACCCUUUUCGGCGUGUACGGCGAUGUGCAACGAGUGAAGAUCCUUUACAACAAAAAAGAUUCAGCUCUAAUUCAGAUGGCGGAACCGCAUCAAGCCCAUCUCGCGAUGACGCACAUGGACAAGCUGCGCGUGUUCGGCAAGGCGAUGCGCGUGAUGCUCAGCAAGCACCAGACCGUGCAGCUGCCGAAGGAGGGCCAGCCGGACGCCGGGCUCACUAGGGACUACUCACAAAGCCCCCUCCACCGAUUCAAGAAGCCGGGCAGCAAAAAUUACCAGAACAUUUACCCACCAAGUGCCACCUUGCAUCUGUCCAACAUUCCAGCGACAGUCUCCGAGGACGACAUUAAGGACGCGUUCACCAAACGCGGGUUCACGAUCAAGGCUUUCAAGUUCUUCCCCAAGGACCGCAAGAUGGCGCUGGUGCAGCUGCCGUCGAUCGACGACGCGGUGGCGGCGCUGAUCAAGAUGCACAACUACCAGCUGUCCGAGUCCAACCACCUGCGGGUGUCGUUCUCCAAAUCGAGUAUUUAAACCGCCCGACCGACGGAAUAUCACACAAGCGUCGUCGCCGCAUCGCCGGCCUCUCUCACACUCGAGAACUCCUCGACUGAAAAUUAUAAUGUAUCUGUAUUACGCUUACUUGGAACAGUUUAGAUGUUAAGUGCUAUUACUCUACUUCCCUAGUGAAUACGUACGUUUACAUAAUUUAAUAUAGCGACAUCUAUCGGCGGCCGCCGGGACUUCCGCGGCGCGCGGCAACCUCCACUACUCAGAGAGAGUCUAAUGUUAUAAUAUUUUGUGUGGUAUUUCAUUCCGCGUAUUUAAUAAUUGUAACGGUAUAUUUUUAUUUUUUUACAUUAUAGAUAUUAUACGUUUCCAGUGAUUUGAAUAAUUUCAUUCGAAUAUAGCUGAUCGCAAUGUGAUUGCGCUAGAAUUAUUUCAUUUGUCAACUGAUAGCUAUUGUGAGCGAUGUCAAACAUUGCAAUGGUUGUUUUAUAAUUAUUAUUAUUAAUUAUCAGCUAAUUUACACAUUUAUUAUUAUAUUAUUAUUAAUUAUUAUCAAUUAUUAUUAUAUCCGUCACAUGUGCACAUUGUUAAAACAAUAUAUUUUCCUCGUCACAUAUAAUUUGCAGUUAUCGCUAUAAGAUUAUAUUUUAUAAAUAUAUUUUAUUCACUAUUUUAAUAUGCACAAUUUAUCAUUGCAUUUUUAAUUAAUUAUAGUUUUGUGCGCAUACACAUUUUUUGUUUUAUGAACGAGAAUGAAUUGUAUAAAAAUGUGUAUGUGUGUGCAAUAUUAGUUAUAGACAAUUUUAUUAGUGUUAAGGUUAUAUCAUCUUGGAGCGGUUUAAGCCGGCUCAUUGCUACACUCUUCCAUAUUGUUUCGUUAUUUAGAAAAAUAUUCUGUUAAUCGUUUCGAAGUAGUUAUCUCGAUUAGUUAGUGUAAUCACAACUCUCGUAUCUUACAUAGACUCUAGAUAAUAAUACCAUAAUACUAUCACUGUAAAGGUUAUGUUCAGUGACAUAAUAGUGACAUGAUGCAUUUAUUUGAUGUUAAUUUAUAUUAAUGGUAGCUACAACAUACUAUAAAUGCUCGUGCAUGUUUCACUAAGUGAUUAUUUAUAAAGGAUUAUUUAUUUCUUUGUACCCAUUGUCCCUGCAAUAUCUUACGCUUCGGUUAAUUCGAACCCGACCAAAGUUCGGUCGCAGUCCUUGUUGAUAAUUGGGAAUCGGGAUCUGAUUUCUAGGGAAUGUUAUUAGUGAUGCAGCCAAUUUUAAUUGUACGAAUACUAGAAUUCAAAUUUUUUCUCUAUUUAAAACAUCUAUUUGCUGUAUUUAUAAUGAAAUUAUCAACAACAGUUUUCAUUGAAUGUUGGUAUUUAUGGAAGUAUUGUUUAUGGUCUUGUCCAUAGAGUUGUAUUUGCAUUGGUCGCAUCACUAAAUGUUAUGCUGUCAGUAUUCACACUAACGUAUAAUCAACAGUAUUUUAGUGUAAUAUCCUUACUCGACACUUACUUUGUAUAUAAUUCUGCUAAUUUCCAAUGAAGUUUCUCACAUUUCCAAAUCUCUGCUACGAUUGGUUUUCACACAUCUUUGCCUUCUUAAUUUAAAUAAAUAUGCGUCUAGUCCAAUUCGAAAGAGAUUAAGUUGUGAUUAAGUGAUUUAAUAUUAAUUCGAACUAACCUUCUAAAACUCUGGUAAUUUUAAUGGGUCGAUAUUUAUUUCGUGCAACGUCUCCGAGCGGUGCGAACUCUCAAUUAGGACCAGUUUUAAGUGUUCAGUUACACGUCCAUACAAUGUGAUUAGGCAAACAUGCGUGAAACAGAUACCUGAAUAUGACGAGUUAAGGAUAUAUUGUUGUCGUACGCGAUGCGAUGCGUACAUAAUCGAUUUUUAACAAAAUUUUAAUGUUAGGUGGUUUUAAACAUUAUGUCUUCAACCGUAAACGGUUACUCCAUUGUCCAUAUCUGUCAAUGCCAACCUAUGUGUUGACAAGGAUGAAAGUUACUAUAGAAAAACAAUUGUCAAUGCAAAAGUUUACCUAUCUAACAAAUUUACGAUUAUUCGGAAUUGUCUAUGAGUCACAAAAUGAAGUAAAUAUCUAUAAUUAUUAUGAUUAUGAUAGUGCAGACAUUAAAAAUCACAUAUUUACACUAUAUUGUAUCAUAAUUAUACAUCACGUACGGAUUAAUGAUAAAACUAGAGCUUAGUAAAAUGGUUAAAGAAGAUAGUUUUCAAUAAGAAGUAAGGAUCGUAAGGGAAAUAUUGUUUUAAAGUCGUAUUGUAUUCAUCGGUAACUAUCUGAGGUAAGAGCGUAUAAGUAGAUCGGUUUAUAUAACGUUAGGAGACCAGGGUGUGGUGAUAUUUUGCACAAUUUUGAAAAUGUUUUACUUAUACGGUGGGCCUGGGCCCGCUACGAAAUUGGAACUGUGGUUAAUGACUGGUGGGGUUCGUUCAGGGAGGAUCGGUAUAAGCUGUAAUAUGAGAUUGGAUUAAAAUGGAAUAUUAAUAAAUUAUUAAAUGUCAUCAAGAAAUUACAUAUCGGUAUUUAAAGAACGCUACACAAACGGGCUCGCACUCGACACGGCCGUGUGUAACGUUUCGGGCCUAAAGUUUCCUCAGUGACACUGGUAUUGACUAAUAGAUAAUUAUAGGGAUUUAUGUGUUUAGAAAAGUAUUUUAAAUAUAUAGGAUAAUGUCGUAAUGUAAUAAGAUAAAAUCAGUGUUUAGAAUGAGAUGCCAAAUUUAAAGUCAAUACACAUUAUUUUAGGUAAAUCUUAAAUUAAUUAAUCUUAACAUUUAUUAAAAAGUUGAUGAAAGAUGUUACAGUUAAAUUAUAUUUGAGAGUUUUAUUAAGCGCAGUGUAUGCAAUUUUAUUCAUAGUAAGUGAACAUUGUUUCAAUUUGUUAGUUAAAAGUUAUGCGUUAAGAAAUGAUGUGAAUGUUGUUUUCAAUGUUUCCACUUCGCUGUUCUCUAUACGCUGCUCUCGUGAGUCGUGAUACAUAUUGAACAUUGUCGUCGGUACUAUAGGUUCCUUCCGAUUGUUGUUUUGUCGCAAACUUGAAGCAUAUCCUUGCAUAUCAAUAUUUUGAUUUGUUUCUAACUUUCAUUGUGCUUGUAUAUUUAUCUCGUAUCGUAAGCUGUAGAUAAUACUUACUAUACAAUGAUUUGUAUCAAUAUGAAUAAAGGCCAACAUAUCAAUGAAUAAAGCUUCGGUUAAGGCGCAUGAAUUAAAUUUAUCCUAUCCUUUAUUAUUUUUGUCUGUUCUUUAUAUCCUAACUAAUUUAUAGUUUAAGUUUCAAUAUCAUUUAAAAGUGUCGUCAUUCAAUUUUUCUUAUUUUAGAUUAAGCCUUUUGUGUGUUUAAUUUCAUUCUUAUUUUUUAUUUCAUAAUUAAACUAUUAUUAGCAUUGACAGCUUUUUGUUCUUUAUUUUCCACCUCUCCUAUCUUGUUGCGUAACGCCCGAACCGCGUGUUUCUGGAUAUAUUUGUAUUCAACUUUAACAUACCCAAAGAGUUAUUUUCGGACCUCGAUGAUAAUAAUCAACCUUUUCAUUUUCCGUUAAGGUUGAAAAAUAUUCAUUGUAAAUAAAACUUUAAAAUUUUUAAAGGGGAUCAAUAUAAUGAAAUGGUGCACUCAAAUGCACCGUUGAUACUCUAGACAUAUUCUACUUAGAUCUUAACUGUCCUGUCGAGAAUACUAAACUGAAUUAAAAUAGAGGUAAUGUUAAACGUUUCAAUAAAAAUUCAUCUUUCGACUCCUCUUCGCUUUUCGGUUUUCAAUUUGUCUUGGCACUCGUAUGAAUUUAGGAGGAUUACAGGUUGUUAAGUUCUAUGUGAGGGGGGGUAAGGGACAUAAAUAUUGCCAAUGAUAUCGUUUUACUGUAUUAUCAAAAAAGAGUAAAAUAUGCACAGGGUAAUACAAAUAAAUUUAUUUGACCGUUCCCGGUUGCAAAUCGGGGGAGGGUGUUUUGUCCGUGCCACGUCCCUUAUUCCAAAUGAGUUGAAAGAACUGAACCAUUUCAUAUUGAAACGUUGAAUUAGACAAAAAUGUAUAACUGCCACUUUUGUAGGCGAACACUUCAAAUCUUGUAUAAAGUAACUUAUUUCAAUUCAAUGAAAUUAUGUAUCUAUGAGUUUUCAAAAUAUCCACAUCCUACAAACUGGCAGUUAUUCCUAUGUUAUAUAAAAUAUUCCGGUGUAAAUACUUAUAUACACAACUUUAUAAAUAAUAAAAAUAUUAGUAUUUACUACAGAUUUACCUACAUAAUCAUUAAUUAAGAUAAUUAGAUAAAAUUCUGACCGUAGAUGCUCUAGUGGUUAAUAGAUGCCUACAUGAAAAAGUAAAAAAAAAUCCUCGUAGUAUCUUAUCUGCCCAGUUUCCUGGUUUCAAUUGAACUUCAGAUCAUUCCUUUUAAAAUGUAAAAGGUGUGCAAAUUAAAGGGUUGUGUGUAAUAUUAAAAUAGUUUAUUAGAUGUAUACAAACAGUUUGUGUGCCGAAAUGUUAUUUCACCAAUUUAUGUAAAGCACAUCUGUUUAUUUUAUCUGUGAAUAAAAAUAUUUGACGAAAU